AUGGCAGCCCUUUGCCUCGUGCCCCCCGAAAUCCUCGUCCCAGCUGCCAACGAGACGCUGGAGCUGGCGCUGGGGAGCCAGAUAGCGCUGAACUGCACCGUGCGCUGGGCGGCCACCGAGCGCUGCGAGCCCAUCCCCGCCUGGACCAAAGACGGGCAAUGGUUGGGCAGUGAGAGCAGCCAGGACACCGCCUGGUUUGGCCAAAAUGCCUCGGAGCGGCUUCUCGCCAGCGUCCUGCAGCUCAACCUCACGCACGAUGCAGACUUUGGGGUGUUUGCCUGCUGGGUCAGCAACGCCACUGCCACCUUCACCCUGCGGCGAGUGGAGGCGGCAGGGCAUGUGCCUGCGGUGCUGGCGGCCCUCCUGGUCCUGGUGCUCCUUGUUCUUCUGGCCGGGCUCUAUGUCCGAUGCCGCCUGAACAUUCUCCUCUGGUACCGGAACCGCUAUGGCGAGCUGGAGAUCAACGAUGGGAAGCUGUACGACGCCUACGUCUCCCACGCCAGCGCCCCGGAUGACCGAAAGUUUGUUCACUUCAUCAUGAAGCCACAGCUGGAGAACCGCUACGGUUACAAGCUCUUCCUGGACGAGCAAACCAUCCUGCCCAACUCAGAGCCCUCAGCCGACCUGAUCAUGAACGUGAGCCGGUGCCGGCGUCUCAUCGUGGUCCUCUCCGUCGCGUACCUGGAGCAAGACUGGUGCAACAGCAGCUUCAGGGAAGGGCUUUGGAGGCUGCUGGAGCUUUCCAAGAAACCCAUCUUCAUCGUCUUCCGGAAUAUCCCCCCCCCAGCCAUCAGCCUGCUGAAGCAGCACCGGAGCGUGGUGACCUUGCUGGUGUGGCGAGCCGGAUCCAUGACCCCAUCAUCGGACUUCUGGAAGGAGCUGUGCCUGGCCCUGCCCCGCAAAGUGUCCUUCCAGGGGACCAUGGGUGACCCGCAGACCCAGCUGCAGGAGGACAAAGACCCCAUGCUGAUCCUGCACAGCAGCUACCUGGACAGCGGUGGAGACCUCCACCCGGAUGGGGACCUCGGCCUCCGAGGAUGCAUUUUUGGAAGCCCCAAGCCUCCCCGCAUCGCUGGCCCUGGCACUCCCGUGGCUUUGGCUGCUGGCGCGAUGGAUGACACACAGCUGAGGGACGGCCAGAGAACUGAGCUCGACAUCUCAGACCUGGGUUCGCGCAACUAUGGCGCCCGCACAGACUUCUACUGCCUGGUGACAGAGGAUGACAUCUGA
Charadrius vociferus (killdeer) is the source of this 1230-nucleotide messenger RNA. RefSeq names its product single immunoglobulin and toll-interleukin 1 receptor (TIR) domain (gene SIGIRR). Lineage: Eukaryota; Metazoa; Chordata; Aves; Charadriiformes; Charadriidae. The record is from RefSeq and is a predicted model, not a curated record. Gene Ontology annotation, biological process: signal transduction.